UGGGGGAGGCUGAUCCGGCUGGGUGCUGAUGAGGCAGAGCCGCACGUCUUGCUGCUGAAAAGAGAAUGGACAAUUGGGCGGAAGAAAGGUUGUGACUUAUCUUUCCCUGGCAACAAGUUGGUGUCUGGAGAUCACUGUAAAAUCAUAGUGGAUGAAGAGUCUGGUCAAGUGUCAUUGGAAGAUACAAGUACAAAUGGAACAGUGAUUAAUAAACUGAAAGUGGUUAAGAAGCAGACGUACCCUUUACAGACUGGGGAUGUGAUCUAUCUUGUUUACAGAAAAAAUGAGCCCGAGAACAAUGUUGCUUAUCUUUAUGAAUCCUUAAACACAAAACAUGAUGCAACUCAAGAACCAGUAGAAGUUAAUGUAGAAAACCAAUGCCAUGUGACCAAAGAUACCUCAAGGACAGGAAGAAGUAAUGAUGAGACCCAAAUUACCUCAUCACCAUCCGCUACUCAGUCUUGCUAUGAGGAACCACAGCCAUCUACUUCUACAUCUAACCUCUUUAAUGCUUCUUCUACCUCUCUUAUUGAGCAGGAUAAUCCUUCUACAUCUGGAUCACAAUCCUCAGUUUUCACUCCUGUGCCUGCUUUCCCUGUCAUAGAAUCUGUGUGUCUAAGAGGACUGCAUGACAAACAUGAAAAGCUGGAUAUGAAUACUGGAACUUCUGCAAUCACUUCACAAGUAACUGACAAAGAAAAAGAGUCGGAUCCUCAGAAGACAAAGGAGGAGGAAGGUUUGGAACCUCCUAAGAAGAAACGAAAAGGAGAUGAAGAUGAUUGUCCAGAUCUUUCACCAGCAGCACCAAGUGAAUGUAUAAUUAAAAUUGGCCCUGAAGAUGCAAAAACAUCAAAUGUGAAACCAGAUAAGAUGGAAGAAACAUUAACUUGCAUUAUCUGCCAAGAACUGCUGCAUGACUGUGUGAGCUUGCAGCCUUGUAUGCAUACUUUUUGUGCUGCCUGCUACUCAGGAUGGAUGGAAAGAUCUUCUCUAUGUCCAACUUGUCGUUGCCCAGUAGAGCGUAUUUGUAAGAAUCACAUAUUGAACAACUUGGUUGAAGCCUAUCUGAUUCAGCAUCCAGAUAAAUGCCGCAAUGAAGAUGAUGUACGCAGCAUGGAUGCUAGAAACAAAAUUACUCAAGACAUGUUGCAACCUAAGGUGCGGAGAUCUUUUUCAGAUGAGGAAGGAAGUUCUGAAGAUUUAUUGGAAUUGUCAGAUGUAGAUAGUGAAUCGUCAGAUAUCAGUCAACCAUAUAUAGUGUGCAGACAGUGCCCAGGGUAUCGAAGACACUCUGUUCCAACUCUGCCUGGCACAGGCCAAGAGACAGAAGCAGGAGGAAUGCAAGCACUGGGAGAUGCGCCAUCUACAUCUGCCAACUUUCCUGCAGCUGUCCAGGAAUAUGUGUGUCCUGCUCAAGGGAGUCAUGUAAUAUGCACCUGCUGCUUUCAGCCAAUGCCUGACCGAAGAGCAGAGCGUGAACAGAAUCCUCAUGUUGCUCCUCAGCAGUGUACAGUUUGUCUGCAACCCUUCUGUCACUUAUACUGGGGCUGCACUCGGAUGGCAUGUUUUGGCUGUUUGGCACCAUUCUGUGAAAUAAACCUUGGUGAUAAGUGUUUAGAUGGAGUCCUAAAUAACAACCACUAUGAGUCAGACAUCCUAAAGGAUUACCUGGCAUCCAGGGGUUUGACGUGGAAAAACGUGUUACAUGAAAGUCUCCUAGCUCUUCAAAGGGGAGUUUUUAUGUUGUCAGAUUACAGAAUUACUGGGAACACAGUGCUUUGUUACUGUUGUGGCCUUCGCAGCUUUCGAGAACUUGCCUACCAGUACAGGCAGAAUAUUCCUGUUGCUGAAUUGCCAGUGACUGUCACAUCACGGCCUGAUUGCUACUGGGGGCGCAACUGUCGAACUCAGGUCAAAGCACAUCAUGCCAUGAAAUUCAAUCACAUUUGUGAACAAACACGAUUCAAGAACUGAGCAUUUGUAGUCUGUAGAGAGGGAACAAAAACCUGUUACACUGCUUGUACAGUUUAAGGUUUCAGGGGAUCUUCUCAGUUCCCCCAUAGCAGGGAAUCAGUAACUUUUGCAUCAGGCAGCCUGGUGUGAAUGUUGUAAUUUGUAGAAUUUUACAGCUGUACAUGAAUAAGGUAGAUUUUUCUUUUCCAAGAAAGUUCAACAAGCAUUGCAUUCCAUCCUCCUGACUACAGUGUCCCUGUAUCACUUCA
This is a messenger RNA of Merops nubicus (carmine bee-eater), 2222 nucleotides long. RefSeq names its product checkpoint with forkhead and ring finger domains, E3 ubiquitin protein ligase (gene CHFR). Gene Ontology annotation, biological process: protein ubiquitination; ubiquitin-dependent protein catabolic process; mitotic cell cycle checkpoint signaling. Gene Ontology annotation, molecular function: protein binding; ubiquitin-protein transferase activity. The record is from RefSeq and is a predicted model, not a curated record. Lineage: Eukaryota; Metazoa; Chordata; Aves; Coraciiformes; Meropidae. Gene Ontology annotation, cellular component: nucleus.